AGGAAGGCCCAUAAUCGAAUCCAAUCGACUCUACCACUCAAGAAGCGACAAAUUGCACAGUGCCGAAUCUGCUGAUUGGUAUUACCAACUGCUACUUCCUGCUUCUCUUCCAACCUCACAGGCAUCCAAAUUUAUGUGACCACUCCCCAUUAAUUAUAUCAUCAACAACAACCAAACCCCAUUUCCCUAUUUGAUCUUAAGCCCAUCCUUCACCCAAUUUCAGCUUGAGGGGUUGGAGGAUUCGUCUUUGAUUUCUCUUAAAAAUGUUCGAAUCGCCUGUGGAAGAAGGGUGGCGGUAUUGGGUCAGAUGGCAAGUUCCUGUUUGUGGUCUAAUAAUCGCCAUUCCAUGUGCUUUUGCUUUGAAAUUCAUCAGGAAGUCAAUGGCUAAGCCUCUGCUUCUCUCUGAUUUGUGGUCUACUCAUUGGAGGCAUCUUAGUCCUUUAUGGCUUUUACUUUACAGGGCUUUUGCUUUUGUUUGCUGUGUUCAGUUACUGUAUGAGAUUGUUGCCUUGCAUGGACCUUUUGUCUUCUUUUUCUACACUCAGUAAGUUUAAUUCACUUCUAAAUUGUCUUCUCCCUGACUUGGUUUGUAGGGAAACAAUGGAACGUGAAGGACUUAGCAUUGAUUUUCAUGAAUAAGUGGACAAUGGCUUUAGUAGCAAUCUAUUUUGCGCUGGGGACAGUUGUAUCUGCAUAUGGGUAUUGGUGUCCUUCCAGGAAAACCCAUUCCAAAAACGAGGAGGAUGUUAAACUCAUGGAAAAAGAUCUGAAAAAGAAUGUAGACAUUGUCAAAGAGGAUACCAUAAAAGUGCAAAACGAAUGUGCUCAACAGGAAUUUCAGGAGAAAGCAGGAUGUUUAGGAACUCUUAUGCAAAUGGCAUAUCUGGCAGCAGCAGGUGCUUCUGUAUUAACCGACGUAGUGUUUUGGUGCCUUCUCGUGCCAUUUCUACUUGGUGAAAAUUUCCAAGUCAGCCUGUUGAUUGGUUCCAUCCAUGCUCUGAAUGCUGUUUUUCUUCUUGGAGAUACUGCUAUCAAUAGCCUUUCAUUUCCUUUCAGUGGUUUUGCAUACUUCGUGGCCUUUGGCGGUCUCUAUGUCGUUUUCCAAUGGACCGUGCACGCGUGCUGUGUGAAUUGGUGGCCAUAUCCUUUCUUUGAGCUCAGUACACCUUGGGCUCCUCUCUGGUACCUUGGCUUAGCAGUGAUUCACAUCCCCUGUUAUGGAAUAUAUGCUCUAAUUGUGAAGGCAAAAUAUUCACUUCUGCCAAGAUUAUUUCCUCAUGCUUUUGUCAAAACAUUUUAGUUCUCUCUUUCUCUCUCUCUCUAUAUAAGAAAUAAUAAUAAUAAUAAUAAGUGGGUGGUGUUAUAUUAUAAACCACUGGAAAUGCAAUGACUACACAUUGAAUUGGUGCAUCGGACUCUUAUAUUCUAUGCAA
Molecule: messenger RNA, 1433 nt
Organism: Cucumis sativus (cucumber)
Lineage: Eukaryota; Viridiplantae; Streptophyta; Magnoliopsida; Cucurbitales; Cucurbitaceae
Exons: 8
Coding region: 632-1300 (222 amino acids)
Cellular component (GO): membrane
Source: RefSeq, a predicted model, not a curated record